Messenger RNA from Branchiostoma belcheri (Belcher's lancelet), 4565 nucleotides. Its product is annotated as malignant fibrous histiocytoma-amplified sequence 1 homolog. The record is from RefSeq and is a predicted model, not a curated record. Gene Ontology annotation, molecular function: protein binding. Lineage: Eukaryota; Metazoa; Chordata; Leptocardii; Amphioxiformes; Branchiostomatidae. The transcript is spliced from 20 exons. Bases 487 to 4017 code for a protein of 1176 amino acids.
UGGAAGUUUACAGGUGUCGGCUGUUCCUGAAUCCGUUUUCUCUCCUUUUCUCCGCUUCUCCGCCGUUUAGCACUGAAGAAUGAGUGCUUAUAGACAAGAUUCAGCUCGGGAUUUCCAGUUCUGAGACGAAGCUUCAGCACUGGAAAGCCGUUCAGCACUAUAGAAUCCCUGUGCGGAGUUUCCUUCCGCUCAGGGCCCCGAGUGCCGACGCCACUUUCCCCGCGAGUUCUGCACUGGGCGGCCAGUGAGGACGUUACUUCCGACUUCGGUACCCUUAGUGCGGUAUUUUCUUCUCCACAAGCUCCGUGAGACGUUUGAGACUUUUGCCUAGCCUCCACCAGGCCUUUCUUCGCCUUUCUACGGGAAUACGGAUCGUAGAAUUCGGCAAAAAAAGAGUAAAAUUGUCCAAGGGAGUCCGUCCGCGGGGAGGCUUACCUGGGUGACGUCAUCACUUCUGACAAGGUCCAGAGAAAAGUCUAGAAGGUGAUGGCAAACAAGAAACUGGUUAAGAUGAAGGAGAAACUGUUCCAGAAUGGGCAGGCCUACUGGAGAGAUGCUGAGUUCUACAGGGAUGACAUGAACUCAGUGGAGAAGCUGGAGUUUCCAGACUGCAGUUUUGAGUGGAAGCCUCUGACCGACGGAACCUACAGCCUGACCAUGAAGAGUAAGGACCCGCCCUGCUUCCCAGACUUCUUAAGGAGCGACUCGAGGACCGAGAAGGUGUCUCAGCUGCACCUGUCCGUCAACAGGAUGAAGAAGAUACCUGCUGGCAUCAGCAUCUUCUCACAGGUUACUGAUGUCAAACUGGAUCGGAACAAACUGAGAAAACUCACACCAGAGUUCACCCAGCUGAAGAAGAUCAAGAAUCUGGAUCUUGGAAACAACGACUUCAGGAAGUUUCCGGAUGAGAUUAAGGAAUUCCAUGACCUUGAGGUUCUUCGGUUCUCGGUGAACCAGGUGGAGGAGAUUCCUUCAGGUGUGUUUCCGCGUCUCCCGAAGCUGAAGAACCUUCGGAUCGGCUCCAACAAGCUGAAGUCUCUGCCUGAGGACCUGGCACAGCUGGAGAAUCUGGAGUAUCUGAAGAUCUCCAGUAACAAGUUCUCCUCCUUCCCUCCACAACUCCUGCAGCUGCCCAGCAUCAGGCAAGUCUGUAUCUCAGCCAACAAGAUCACCGAGGUUCCCCUGGAGUUUUUUGACAAACCACUGGAACUCUUCCAGGCAGAGGACAACCCCUUGUCGGAGCCUCCUCAGGAAGUCUGCAUCCAAGGUGUUGCAGCGAUCAAACAGUACUGCCAGUCCCUGAAGACAGAAGAUGUGAUCGAGGACUUGCGUAUCAAGCUCAUGCUGCUGGGAGAUACAGGUGCAGGAAAGACCAGCCUCUGCAUGUCCCUGAAGACAGGACAGCCUUACUUAGUGGACAUCCAGAACCGAACCCACGGCAUUGACAGGCAUGACAUCACGGAGGGGGACGUCACCUUCCUGACGUGGGACUUCGCAGGACAGCAGGACUACCUGGUCACUCACCCUGUCUUCAUCACCAAGGAUGCUCUGGUGCUGCUGGUGGUCAACCUGGAAAGAUACAGGCUGAAUGAUGAAGACUCGUACAGACGGGAAGUCGGGGUGUGGAUCGACAACAUCGCGAUGAGGGUUCCCGAUGCCACCGUCCUCCCGGUUGGGACACAUCUGGACAAGAUAACUCCUGAAGAUGCUCAAGAGAAGCUGGAUGAGAUCUUUCACAAGAUUAAGAAGGAGCAAGAGCAGAGGUUGAAGACGGUUAAGCGACACAUAGCCCAGCUGAAGAGGAGGCUGGACCAGCCCUCGGGCGGGACGGACACAGGUGUGCUGAUGCACCUGCUGACUAACCUGGAGGAGAAACAGGGACUCCAACUCCAAGUACAGGAAGGAAUUGCCCUCAGCUCGAAGGGACUGGAAGGAUUUACCGACUUCAGGCGGACGGUGGCCGAACUCGCACAGAAGCACCUCCAACAGGCUCGGCGCAAGAUCCCAGCGACCUGGAGACAAGUGGAGGAUCUCAUGAAGCCGGCUGAAAAGGAAAAUGGACCUGGUGUGAUCUCCAUUGACGAUGCUGUGGAGGAAAUCCUGCAUGGUACAAAGGUCACAACCUCUGAGGAGGCCAAGGUCAUCCUGGGGUACCUGCACGGCCUUGGGCUGCUCAUCUGGUACAGUGAGAUCGACUGUCUCAAGACUUACGUCUUCAAGGAUCCUGCAGCUCUCGUGUCUGUCUUCAAGGUGGUGAUUCGAGACAGACUCCAGGAGGAGCUGUCCAGCAUCACGAAGGACCAGAUGGGGGAUGAAGGGAUGACUGCAGCGAAGUUUAAGGUGCAGCUGAAGAAGUUCACGAGGAAAGCCCUUCUGGACCACAGAAUCUUGAGUAUCCUGUGGAAGAAAGCGAAACUCAACGAGAUGCUAAACGUUGAAGAAGAUGAGAAGCUUCUGGUGGAUGUCCUUGAACAGUUCCAGUUGUGCUUCACCCACACGCCAGCUGAACCGGACGCGCUGAACCCAGACGCUACCGAGUUCCAUCCCGGGUCGCCAUGGACUCCGCCCGGCAACAAGGCCCAACCGACCCCAGACCAGCUGAGGAGAAGCACCCUGUAUCUGUUCCCCUGCUACCUGCACGACUCCCUCCCCGCAGAGGAAUGGUUCGACCCUUGCCCGCCUGAACAGGAGCAGAUCAGGGUUGGCCUGACGUUUUUCCCGGAGGUCCCGUACGGGUUUUUCGAGCGUCUGUGCGUGUGUCUGCACCAGCUGAGUCCGGGGCUGCGGCUGUGGAGGAACUCUGCGAAACUCGCCCAGAACAACGUCAGCAGCGUCAUCAGGAAACACCGAGGUCAGCACGGCGACAGCACGGUCAACGACCUGCAGGGCAUCUGGAAUGACCCCACCAUCGAGAUGGUUGCCAGGGGCAACAAGUCCGACCCUGAGAGCUGCCGUGAGAUGUUGUGGGACCCUGUGUUACGUGUGCUGGGUGUGGCCCAGUCGCUCCUGAGUUUGUGGCCAGGCGUAAACAUCGACAUGUUCUCCCUCUGCCCUGACUGCGAGCCAGGCGAUGCCGAGAUGUUCGAAGUUCCCCUUCCAGUCAACCUCGAGAGUGACCAAGGCCAGACUGCGUACUGUGAAGCCUGUGAAAAACCUGUCCCCCGCGCACUUGUCUAUCCAGUAGGCACGGCGAAUCCUGAUGCGGAAACCCAGAGCCGGUAUCCGCUGGUCAACAACAAGUCUUACUUCUACACCUACAACUUCCACGGCUCCCCUCUCACCAACUGUCAGGUGGGCAACAGGAACAACCAGGUGCUCAGCAGUACCACUCAGGGGGGGUCUGCUGGGGGGGCUACAGGGGGAACAACCCCCCCUCCUGCAGCAAUGUACAGGGGGGGUGCCACAACUCCACCAGGAUAUGCCAACAGGGGGGGCACCAGUCCUGAUCCAUCUGCCAACAGGGGGGGUGCCACAGCCGGCAUGGCAUCACCACCAUUUCCUACCUGUCCACAGCUACAGCCUCAGUACAACCCUGUUACAGCACUCGGCGGUGGGGAGUGGUACAGCCAACAACUCUCGCCACCGUACUACAACCAACCUGCAUCAUACUACAACCAACCACCGUCGCUAGCACCCCGGGGCACCUACAACAGCCAAUCAGGAGGCAGUACCUACAACAGUCAAUCAGGAGGCAGCACCUACAACAGCCAAUCAGGAGGCAGCACCUACAACAGCCAAUCAGGAGUCAGCACUUACAACAGCCAAUCAGGAGGCAGCACCUACAACAGCCAAUCAGGAGUCAGCACCUACAACAGCCAAUCAGGAGUCAGCACCUACAACAGCCAAUCAGGAGUCAGCACCUACAACAGCCAAUCAGUAAGCAGUACCACCAGGCCCAAAACUGUAGGCAGCGAAUCGCCUGCCCCCUUCCAGGAUGCAGGGCCCUACAACUCUGCAGAAACUCAGCCCAAACAGCUUGGGCCUUCGUCAGAAACACGGCCAAAACUGUUAAAGUAAUAAAGCAGUGGAAUCUUUUCAAACUGGAUAAAUUGAAAUUUUAAUAUGUAGACAUUUCAGGUACCGUCUGGUACCUUUCUUCAGUACAAAUGUUUAUAGAGGAAUUUGCGGAACAAGAAAAAAGUUUGUAUGAUAAUAUAGGAUGCAUGCAACAUAUCGUGUACAUGCAUUUGUAAAUAUGACAUAAUACAUUGUAUUAUACAUAUUAAAUAAUUGUGCAUGUAGUGAAACAUCAUACAUGUAUUCAGUUGAAAUGGCUAAAAAUAUUGUCCACCAUAUUGGUAUAAACAUUAUUGUAUAUUUUGUACUGGAAGUCUGAAGUCGGCUAUGAAAUGUUUGCAUAGGCUCUAAAUAUCACAUCUUGUGAAAUUUUAGAUUGCACUUUAUAAAAUGUUGUCAAUCAACUACAUGUACAUGUAUGUAUAUGAGAAAUGUUGUCAGUGAGAAGUUAAGUGGAUUUUAAAUUUCCUUUCUAAAUCUACAUCAGUCUACAUUCCAUCUUUAUAAGGAACCCACAAUGAAAUCAAGAUGUAUUAUGUAAUAAUAUA